AUGAUGAUAUCUCCGGCCACCUCUCUCUUCUCCUCUCAGAACUACAGUUUGAAUGGAAAGAAUCACCCCAUAGCGAUCGAAGCCGGAAUAGAGUUGGAGAGGAUUCAAUUGUCACGGGAAGUGUUUCAGCAAAAUGGCGAAGACACUAAGAACAUUCUGGAUGAAUUGACCAAUGGCAAAUCUCCAUCAUCAAGAGGGAACCGUUGA
Molecule: messenger RNA, 207 nt
Organism: Dovyalis caffra
Lineage: Eukaryota; Viridiplantae; Streptophyta; Magnoliopsida; Malpighiales; Salicaceae
Source: the annotation of a GenBank genome assembly